AUUUUCACUUUGAACGACUCGACAGUCAGGAGUGAGCGUACAACGGUCGUUAGUGCAGCGUACGGUGGUUUGGCUGUUCUCCGUCUUGCUUUCUUCACCAUCAACGGUUAUGCAUUCGGUGUUGCAGGAGGAAAGCUAACAACUCGGUGUCGACAACUUCUCUUUGAGACAUUUCUCAAGCAGGAAGUGGGUUGGUUCGACAAGGCAGAAAAUCAACCAGGUGCAUUGACGGGUCGGCUUGCGGCAGACGUUCCGACUCUGCAGAAUCUGACUGGACGUCGACUGGCCUCCCUCCUUGAGACCUUCGUUCUCAUAGUCACUUCGGUGCUUAUUGCGUUCAUUUACAGUUGGCAGAUCGCUCUUCUCUCUCUCGCCUACUUCCCAGUUCUGGUUUUGGCGGGCAUGUUUGAGAUGCAAAGUUGGAGUGCGGAGGUGACGCGGAAAGGUGUCAAGGGAGCUGCGUUGGCUCAGGAAGUAUUCUCAGCAUCGAAGACAGUCUCAGCUCUACAGGCGGAGGACCACUUCAACAAGAAAUAUGAUAGUCAGGCACUGUUGUCAGAGAAAAAAAUACUGAAGGGUGUGGCGCGUUACGCUCUAGUCAAUGGUAUCGCGAACUCACUUAUGAGUUUUGAAUUCUCUGGUGUUUUCUACUUGGGAGGCUACUUGCUUGAGAAAGGCGACAUCAAUCUUCUUCAACUUUUGCGAUCAUACUCAGCCAUAAGUUUCGCUGCUUCCAAUCUCGGUUACGCGGCCUCGUUUGCCCCGGAUGCAAAGAAGGCUUCAGUAGCAUCCAAGGCGAUUUUCGAGGUUCUUCAUCGACAUCCGCACUUGGCACCAGAUGAAGGAGAUUUCCCUGAUCUGGACAAACACGCAUUGUCAGGAAAAAUUGCUUUCAAAAGCCUCAAAUUCAGGUAUCCAACAAGGAAACAGGUUCCUGUUUUAAAGGUGAAUUCACAUUUUGUUCAUGGAGGUUUCACAUUCACUGUGCCAGCCGGCAAGUCCGUUGCUCUGGUUGGCCAAUCAGGAUGUGGGAAGUCAACAGUUCUUCAGCUGAUUCAACGCUUCUAUGACCCCUCCAAUUCUCACAACGCGAUGGACGAAGGCAUCUUCCUCGACAGUAGGAAUAUUCGGGAUGUGGCGCCUAAUUGGAUUCGUCGACAAUUUGGUGUGGUGUCACAGGAACCAAAUCUCCUAGAUCUCACAAUCAGGGAGAAUAUUGCCUAUGGUUUGAAUUACCUUCAAGAGGAGGACAAUGCUUCGGAGAUCUCGAUGGAGAGAAUAAUUGAGGCGGCGAGGUUGGCGAAUGCUCACAACUUCAUCUCGGAACUUCCAGAGGGUUAUGAGACUCGUGUGGGCCCACGAGGAUCUAGACUUUCUGGGGGACAGAAGCAGAGGAUAGCAAUCGCAAGGGCCCUGGUGCGUAAGCCACGUCUACUGCUGUUGGAUGAGGCGACGGCAGCAUUGGAUGCCGAGAGUGAACGCAUUGUUCAAGCUGCUCUGGAGGAAGCGAUGAAGAAGUCGGAAGGUGGUGCUAGGAGGACGUGUCUAGUGGUGGCGCAUCGUUUGAGCACGGUGGAGAACUGUGACCUAGUUGUGGUGUUGGACAAAGGUCGAGCUGUGGAAUGGGGCUCACCGGCUGCUUUGCUAGAAGCUAAAGGAGCCUACUAUGCUCUUCAUAAUGCUGUUUGA
Messenger RNA from Rodentolepis nana, 1689 nucleotides. The record is from the annotation of a GenBank genome assembly. Lineage: Eukaryota; Metazoa; Platyhelminthes; Cestoda; Cyclophyllidea; Hymenolepididae.